Plasmodium malariae is the source of this 1608-nucleotide messenger RNA. It is a transcript of the gene PPM5, whose product is annotated as protein phosphatase PPM5, putative. The transcript has 4 exons. Gene Ontology annotation, molecular function: cation binding; protein serine/threonine phosphatase activity. Lineage: Eukaryota; Apicomplexa; Aconoidasida; Haemosporida; Plasmodiidae. Gene Ontology annotation, biological process: protein dephosphorylation. The coding region runs from base 1 to 1608 and encodes 535 amino acids. The record is from RefSeq and is a predicted model, not a curated record.
AUGGGUACAUGCACUUCUUCAUUAAAAAAAAAAGCUGUUAGAGAGAAAAAAAAUACAAGAAGAAGAUUGUCUAUUAGCACAAGAAGUGACUUAGCAAAUGAUACGGACGAAAUAAAAAGAAGUAUCCAAGAGUUAAGGGAAAACGAAGAUAGGUUUAAAGAAUCAUCAGAAAAGGAUACACAAGCGAAGGUAGAAGCAGCAGUAAAAGAGGAAGAUGAAGAAGAAGAGAAUGAAGGAAAAAAAGCAAAUAUAAAAAAAAAAAAAAUAAUAAAUCGAUCUUCCGUAGCAGGUGUAAGAGCAUCUCAUUUUCAAGAAGAUUUUGAAAAAAAAUGUGUAAAAAUUAAAGGAUCGGUUGAUAAAUUAAAUGAAAAUGGUAUAGGAUAUGUAUGUAGAAAGGGUUUAAAACCUGAAAGUCCAAAUCAAGAUGAUUUUAUUAUUAUUACAAUGGAAAAUUUAGCUUUAUAUGCUAUUUUUGACGGACAUGGACCAUAUGGUCAUGAUGUAUCUAAUUAUGUGCAGAAGGAACUACCAUAUAUGAUUAUAAGGAAUGAAAAUUUUUUAAAAAAUCCAAAAGAAGUAUUUACGAAUGCGUUUUUAAAUAUUCAUGAGAAUAUCGAGAAGACUACAAAUGCCUAUUUAGAAGCCUUUGCAAAUAAGGAAAACAACAACAAUAACAACAAGAGAAGUAGCAGCAACAGGAGAAAAAACAAUAACAACCUUAAUAGUAGUAAUGUAGUUGUGAGCUCUCACUUUGAUUUAAACAUGAAGGGGUAUGGAGAUGUAGAAGAAAGUGAUUGUAGUGAUGAUACAUAUACGGAUAGUGAAAACACAUGUGAUGAUACCGAUACUGAUAGUGCUAAUGAUAAUGAUAAAGAUGAUGAUUGUGAGAUCUCCAGCAAAAAGAAAAAAAAAGAAUGUAGUAAAUAUUCAGAUAAAAGGGAAAAUACUACAAAUAAUAAUAAACAAACAUUAAACAAACAAAAAAAGAAAAAAAAAAGAAAAAAGGAGGCCUUUUUUGAUAGCACAAUGAGUGGUACAACAGCAACAAUAAUAGUUCAUCUGUUUAAAGAAAAAAAAUUAUAUGUAGCUUAUGUAGGAGAUUCUAGAGCAGUACUAGGAAAGAGAAUAAACGGAUCUACUAAUAAAUUGGAAGCUGUUGAACUAACGAAAGAUCAUAAACCUAAUUCACAUGAUGAAAAAAAAAGAAUUAUAAAUUCGGGGGGACACGUAAUGAAGUUAGAGGGAGAUAUACCAUAUCGUGUUUUCCUGAAAAACAAAUUUUAUCCUGGGUUGGCCAUGUCAAGAGCAAUAGGAGAUACAAUAGGUCAUCAAAUAGGUAUUAUUUCUGAGCCAGAUUUUAUUGAAGUAAAUAUUAAUGAAGAUGAAGAUAUUCUGGUCCUAAUUUGCAGUGAUGGAGUAUGGGAGUUCAUUUCUUCAGAAGAGGCUAUUAACUUGAUUUACCAAUUUGGAUAUGACAAUGUUCAAGAUGCUGUUGAAAAUUUGGCAAAGGAAUCGUGGGAUAGAUGGCUGAAUGAAGAAGAAAAUAUUGUUGAUGAUAUAACAAUACAAGCUAUAUACCUAUCAGAAAAAUGCAAAAAAAAAAAAUAG